GUUUCUACCCUAGGAUUUGGCCGGGCUUCCCAGGGAGCAGCCCUGGGUCUCCCCUUCAUCCCGCCCUUCCCUCCAGACUUGAAGAUUCAACAGUACAACUCUGCCUCUCAUCCUAGAAAGCCAGCGGCAUCUGCAAAGUGCCUUUUGAAGAGUUUCUUAAGGACUCGGCCCUUGCCAGGCUGGCACUGUGCCACUGAGCAAUACAGCUGGCCCCAGUGUUCUUUCUUGUGGAUGCAUCAGAGCCAACAUGAAUCCUGAGGAAGAAAAAGUAAAAAUAAUUACAGAGGAGUCCACUGAAGAUGACCAAGAGGCAGAUGUGGGAAGGCGGAGGAAGAGCUCAAAGGUUCAAAGACAGCGAAGAAAGAGACAGCCACCAACAGCUGACCCCAAGGAAAUGGUGUCUGAAAAAGCUCACGUUGGCUCCCAGCAGGAGCUGGGGCAGGAAGAGCCGGAGACGCACCUCCUGAGCAUGCCGGCCCGGCGGGGUCCUCGCAGCUUACCUCCAAUUCCUUCGAUGUCCAGAACGGGCUUUGCAGAGUUUUCCAUGAGGGAGCGCCUGCGGGAGAAGCUGCAGGCUGCCAGGUCCAAGGCUGAGAGCGUACUGCUGCAGGAAAUUCCCACCCCGAGACCCAGGCGCCUGCGAAGUCCCGGCGAGAAAGUAUCGGAGACUGGACUGGGCACGGAGCCGAGUGAAGAGGUACAGGCAGCUCACCACAGAGACGAUUCCACAAGUUAUUCGAGAAUAAAGUUUCGUGAUGCGGUACAAAAAAUCAAGUCUAAACCCCAGGCGCCCCCUGGCUUCCCUUCUGCAGAAGAGGCCUGUAACUUCUUCACCUUCAACUUUGACCCCGAGCCAGAGCAACCUGCGCUAAAAGCAAAAGGAAAAGACAGAGAUGGAGCCAAGCAGGAGGAGGAGGAGGGGGAGGAAGAAUCCCCGGCAGGAGGCGUGAGCAGAACGGAUGACGAAGAGCUGCUCGGUGACCGUGACACCAAGGACUUCCUGCUGGGCCUGGAUCCUGCGGCUGAGGACUUUGUGGCCAUCCGUCCUGCAGAAUAUGAAGGCGUCCACACCCGGCUGGAAAAGGAAAAGGAAAUCCUCUUCGUCCCCAGUAGGCGAGCAGUGCCCACCUACAAGAAGCUUCCCGAGAACGUGCAGCCCCGGUUCCUGGAAGACGAGGGCCUGUACACGGGGGCAAGGCCAGAGAUGUCACGCACCAACCAGAACAUCAUGGAGAACCGGCUGCUGCAGCAGGAUCCCGGUCGAAAAUGGUUUGGCGAUGAUGGCAGAAUCCUGGCCCUGCCGAGUCCCAUCAAGCCCUUUCCCUCCCGGCCCCCGCCAUUGGCCCAGGAGCUGAGUGACAAGGCAGGACUGGAGACGCUGUACAAAAAGGCCGUGAAGUACGCUCACCGCACUCAGCACACGAUCGGAUCAGGAGACCCUCUGGGAAACUUCCAACUGGACAUUGACGUAUCGGGCUUAAUCUUCACUCAUCACCCCUGUUUCAGCCGAGAGCACGUGUUAGCAGCCAGGCUGGCCCAGUUAUAUGACCAGUACCUUGCCAGACACCAGAGGAACAAGGCGAAGUUUCUCACAGAUAAGCUCCAAGCUCUAAGAAACGCGGUUCGCAGUGGUCUUCAUCCUGAGAAGCCUCACCAGUCUCUUGACGCGACGCAAAGGACCAUCAAUGAAUAUAAAUCUGAAAUUCGGGAAACAAGAAAACUGCGUGACGCUGAGCAAGAAAAAGAUCGAACUCUGCUCAGGACCAUCAUCAAAGUGUGGAAAGAGAUGAAAGCCCUUCGAGAGUUCCAGAGGUUUACGAAUACGCCCUUGAAACUUGUUCUGAGAAAGGAAAAGGUUAACCAGAAAGCCGAGGAAGAAGCGUAUGAAGCAGAGAUUCAAGCCGAAGUAAGUGAGUUGAUGGAAGAGCACACGGAAGAGUAUGAGCAGAAGAUGGAGGAGUACAGAGCAUCUUACCAGCAGUGGAAAGUCUGGAGAAGAGCCCAAAAGGCCAAGAAGAAGAAAAAGAAGCAAGUGGAAGAGUGUCCCGAGGGAGAGACUGAAGACGAGCUCUCUCCUGGGGAGGAGCCCACGAAGCCAGCCCUCCCGGAGCCCCCGGACCGGGCAGCCCUGGAGCAGCAGGCGCGGGAGAGAGCGGCCCACAUCAGGAGGCGGCCGGGAGAGCCCGCACUACUUCCAGAGCUGAGCUUGGCGGGGAGCGUGACACCCAGUGACCAGUGUCCCAGGGCAGAGGUCUUGCGGAGGGAAGAUGUGAAGCGGCGCAUGGUGUAUUUAAAGAUUCUCUUCAACAGCAAGGAAGUGUCCAGGACAGUCAAUCGGCAGCUAGGGGCGGACUUCCGUGUUCAUUUUGGACAGAUCUUCAAUUUGCAAAUAUUCAACUGGCCGGAGAGUUUACUGCUUCAGGUCUAUGAAACUGUUGGCCACACCAGCACAGUGUUGCUGGCUGAAGUGUUCCUGCCUGUCCCUGAGACCACCGUGGUCACCGGAAGGGCUCCCAUGGAGGAGGUGGAGUUCAGCAGUAGCCAGCAUGUGACCCUGGACCAUGAGGGGGUCGGAAGUGGUGUGCCCUUCUCCUUUGAAGCUGAUGGCAGUAACCAACUGACUCUCAUGACCUCAGGGAGAGUGUCCCACAGUGUGGCAUGGGCUGUGGGAGACAACGGGACCCCACUGAUUCCUCCACUGUCACAGCAGAACAUUGGAUUUCGGAGUGCUCUGAAGAGGGCAGAUGCCAUCUCAUCGAUUGGCACGUCAGGACUGACGGACAUGAAGAAGCUGGCCAAGUGGGCGGCUGAGUCUAAGCUGGACCCCAACGACCCCAACAAUGCCCCACUGAUGCAGCUGAUCUCGGUUGCUACCAGUGGAGAAUCCUAUGUCCCUGAUUUCUUUCGACUGGAACAGCUGCAACAGGAAUUUAACUUUGUCACUAAUGAGGAGUUAAAUAGAUCCAAACGGUUCAGGCUUCUUUGUCUUAGAAGCCAAGAGGUGCCGGAAUUCCGAAACUAUAAACAAAUUCCGGCGUAUGACCGAGAAAUUAUGGAAAAAGUAUUCCAGGACUAUGAGAAGCGGCUACGAGACAAAAGUGUAAUUGAAACCAGAGAUCACAUAGACACCCACCGGGCUGUUGUGGCCAAGUACCUCCAGCAGGUUAGAGAAUCCGUAGUAAAUCGUUUUCUAACUGCAAAACAUCAUAUUCUUCUCACUGAUCUGGUUGUAGAAGAUGAAGUUCCCAACAUCAGCAUUUGGGGCCUAAGCCUUUUCAAGCUGGCAGAACAAAAGCGACCACUGAGACCAAGGCGCAAAGGCCGGAAGAAGGUGACAGCCCAGAACCUGUCUGACGGAGACAUAAAGCUGCUGGUGAAUAUCUGCCGGGCUUAUGACAUUCCAGUGAGGAAGCCCACUGCCAGCAAAGCCCAGCAGCCGUCUAGGUCCUCCCGGACCCUGAGUGAGAAGCGCGCUGCUUCCCCGAGCGCACACAGCCCCGACAACGCCCUGGGCCAGGUUCUAGUACGGCCUUUUGUAGAAGUCUCUUUUCAACGAACGGUGUGCCGCACAGCCACGGCCGAAGGACCAAAUCCCAGCUGGAAUGAAGAACUUGAGUUUCCCUUCAGGGCCCCUAAUGGGGAUUACAGCACCGCCAGCUUACAGUCGGUGAAAGAUGAGGUGUUCAUUAACGUUUUUGACGAGGUGCUACAUGAUAUCUUGGAGGACGAUCGGGAAAGAGGGAGUGGAAUCCACACCCGGAUUGAGAGACACUGGUUAGGAUGUGUGAAGAUUCCAUUUAGCACCAUAUAUUCCCAGGCGAGGAUUGAUGGAACAUUUAAAAUAGACAUUCCCCCAGUUCUCCUGGGCUACUGUAAGGAGCGAAGCGUGACUGCUGAGCGAGGCCUUGAUUCCGUCCGAAGCUUAAGCGAAGGCUCCUAUCUCACGCUGUUCAUUACCAUCGAGCCGCAGCUGGUGCCAGGACAGCCCGUUCGGGAGAAGUUUGAUUCUCAGGAAGAUGAAAAAUUGCUUCAAGCUACAGAGAAGUUUCAAGCUGAGUGUGCCUUAAAGUUCCCAAAUCGGCAGUGCUUUACGACAGUAAUUGACCUAAGUGGGAAAACAGUCUUCAUUACACGUUAUCUUAAACCUUUAAACCCUCCUGAGGAGCUCCUGAAUGCCUACCCCAGUAACCCACAGGCCAUUGCGGAACUGGCAGCGCGGUACGUUUCCUUGAUCCCUUUCUUGCCCGACACAGCCUCAUUCACCGGCGUCUGUGACCUCUGGAGCACGUCUGAUCAAUUUCUUGAUCUCCUGGCUGGAGAUGAAGAGGAACACGCAGUGCUGCUGUGUAAUUACUUCCUGUUCCUGGGGAAGAAGGCCUGGCUGGUGAUGGGCAACGCGAUUCCUGAGGGGCCAACUGUCUAUGUGCUAACUUGGGAACAAAAUCACUACUUCAUAUGGAAUCCCUGCAGUGGACAUUUUUAUGGGCAGUUUGAUACAUUCUGCCCCUUGAAAAGCGUGAGCUGUCUGAUUGGUCCUGAUAAUAUUUGGUUUAAUAUUCAACAGUAUGAUUCUCCACUAAGGAUAAAUUUUGAUGUCACCAAGCCCAAGCUAUGGAAAUCAUUUUUCUCAAGAAGCCUUCCAUAUCCAGGCCUGUCCAGUGUUCAGCCUGAAGAACUAAUUUACCAACGCACAGAUAAAGCAGCUGCAGCUGAGCUACAAGACAGAAUUGAAAAAAUGCUAAAAGAAAAAAUCAUGGACUGGAGACCACGCCAUCUGACCCGGUGGAACAGGCACUGUACCUCUACUCUGCGCCACUUCCUGCCUCUGCUCGAAAGAAGCCACGGAGAAGAUGUGGAAGAUGACCACAGAGCAGAGCUGCAGAGACAGCUCGGAGACUACCGCUUCUCUGGAUUUCCCCUUCAUCUGUCCUACUCUGAAGUGAAGCCUUUAAUUGAAGCUGUGUACAGCACGGGAGUACACAACAUCGACGUGCCUAACGCUGAAUUUGCUCUAGCUGUAUAUAUCCACCCAUACCCUAAAAAUGUUUUGUCUGUCUGGAUCUAUGUGGCUUCCCUCAUACGCAAUAGGUAAUUUUUUUCACUGUGCUUUUUGUAUCAUGUAAAACUAUAAUUAGCAUCUGAGAAUUUUUUAAAUUAUAAUGA
Molecule: messenger RNA, 5163 nt
Organism: Octodon degus (degu)
Lineage: Eukaryota; Metazoa; Chordata; Mammalia; Rodentia; Octodontidae
Gene: Cc2d2a
Product: coiled-coil and C2 domain containing 2A
Exons: 37
Coding region: 248-5092 (1614 amino acids)
Biological process (GO): non-motile cilium assembly; protein localization to ciliary transition zone
Cellular component (GO): ciliary transition zone
Source: RefSeq, a predicted model, not a curated record